GCGAUAGGCUAUUUCGAUUAAUUUCAACGAAUGCGUUUCGUUAAGUUAUCACAUCCGAGCGAUACGGCAGUAUUAUUCGAGCUGUAUUGUGGUGCCGGUCCCGCUCAUUUAAUUGAGUUGGUUUAGUACAUUACAUUUUUACAAUGUUUGAGCCCGAAACGGAAGAUAUGUUGCCCAGAGCAGCGCCAAAACCUAGUACUCCAUCAGAAGCGAUGGCUAAACCCACAGUGCCCGAAGUAUCAAUAUUGUUUGGCCAAAUGCCACCACAACAACAACAGGAACAAUCGCAUUCACAACAAUCACAAGCGAUGCAGUUUCAUCAACAGCAGCAACAACAACAGCGAACAACUCCUACCUUCGCAUCGUGGAAGAAACAAAUGUUGCCGCGCGUGAAUUUUUCACCAGUACUAACAACAGAGCUGGGACCAGCAACCAGCAGCACCAGUACAACUAUAACAACACAAUCUAAUGAAUAUGUUAUUAUUCCACGCAGCCGCGCCUCCAUUAGCGAUGCAGUUACAACGCCUAUGUUGCAGUCCUCCAGCAGCAAUGUGGGCUAUGUAGAGCCUUUGGCUCAUUAUCAACGAGAACAGUUGUCUACAGUACAACAUCGUCGAUCACUAGACUCGGCAGCCGCAAAUACAGGCAAGUCCUCGGCGUCAGAUGUACUUACCAUUUGUGCUGGCACACAAACAGAUGCAGUUAACAUUUCGCCCAAGUCGGCCACCUUAGCCUCCGCCACCCACACUAAUUCAAGUCAUUUGGCGAGCAAGCAGGAUGUAGAAGAACUUAUUAACAUUUUGGAAUGCAUGCGCCAGGAGCAGCAGCUCCUAAGACAAUUGUGUGAAUCAUUGAUACAACAGCAGCGUCCUUCGGCCCUUACAGCUUAUAAGGAAACUGGCACACAGUGUGAUAUCUUAGCAAACAGCAACAACAAUGUCGCCGUCAAGCGACUUACACCCAUCAUACAAGAAUACAUAAUAGAAGAGGAUGAGUUUCCCGCGGUGCCCUUCAAUCCAACAACAAGACCUGCAUUGCAGGCUCAAUUUCAAACACCACGGGUGGUGAAGCCCAUGGCGCAAUCGACAGGUUACCGCCCGAAUACGCCUCAGGGUAAGGUACCGCCGCCAGUAGUAGUUAAUGUGCUGCCCAAGCCCAAUACGGAGAAAAGUCUGGUGAUGAAUGAGCUGGCUCUCAAGUAUUUGCCACAGCAACAGCUUGACGAACUGAUGCAGGAGCUCCGCCUGGCUUCUCCAGGAACGCAUAACAAUAAUAUGCACCUACCAAUUAAGACAGCGAGCCCUUUGCGUCAAAUAGAUAAUUUGGCGCAAAGUCCCAAUGAUAUAUCAAAUGCUUCCUACAAGUAUCUUAAAAAGUAUCGUCUGCUUCCCGAAGAAAAGCUAAACUACACACCCGAGGAGCAUUUACAGACGCCACCGGCGGUUCGAAGACCACAGCAGGUUCAGCAACGGGUAGGCUCGCCACUAAUAGGAACAGCAUCGCCACUUCAACUUGAAGAGCAGCCUAUGCUAGAUCUGGAAAACAUACGUAAUCAGCCCAAGUUAUUAUAAAGUGAAAGUUGCGAAUUCUCAUUUUUUUAAUAUGUGCAAAAUUUUUAGUUUAGUUCUUGUCAUACGAAUAUAUUUAAUUUUUUGCAUAUAUAUAUGUAUUUAUCUCUCGAUUAGCAACAUGUUAAAUUUAUAUGUAUUUAUAUAGAUAAGUAAAUCAAAUCAGCGGCACAAGCUCACUUACAAACAUGCAUUAAAAUAAACAUGGAACACGAGUA
This is a messenger RNA of Scaptodrosophila lebanonensis, 1786 nucleotides long. RefSeq lists its product as uncharacterized. The record is from RefSeq and is a predicted model, not a curated record. The coding region runs from base 144 to 1571 and encodes 475 amino acids. NCBI's taxonomy places the organism in Eukaryota, Metazoa, Arthropoda, Insecta, Diptera, Drosophilidae. The transcript is spliced from 2 exons.